UGGGGGAGGAACAGACGGAGGAGAACGACAGUUCUAGCCGGACACAGAUUCGAUGACACUGCAGCGUCCGGCAGCAAAACAGACCCGACCAGACUGGACACUUUGUGAAUGAAUGAGCCCCGAACCCGUCUGUUAUCACGCAGGCUAAUAAGCUAACAAGCUAACAGAGUCAUUAGAACACAAGGUAACAAGCUAACCGGCUAAUAGGCUAGCAGGCUAACAGUUAGCAGCGUCCUUCGCUGCGUCUCAGCAGCAGAAAACACAGUCCGGAUCCAGCAGAGGACUGCACCUCUGAUCCGGACCCGGCAGCAUGCAGGCGGAGUUUCGGGCUCCGCGGAAACGCACGCGGGUGCAGGAGGAGUACGAGGCUCCGCUACCGAUGAGCCGCAGCCUGGAAGAGGCGAGCCACUUCCGGGCGGAGCUCAUCAACCAACACGUGCUGGUCUGUCACCCGGACCACAUCCAGAAGAUCCACAACCAGGGUUACUUCGGUAAAGGCAUCCUGUCCAGAGCCAGACCGGACCACAGCAUCUCUGACCAAUGGGAGCAUCAUGCAGGUCUGUUUCUACCUGUCAUCUCACAGUCCAGGUAUGAUGAGCUCCUCAGGUGGGCGGGUGCGGCUCUCUCUGCUCAGGGAUUGGAUGAAGCAGCUGUCAAUCAAACCCUGCUCAGCCUCUCUCAGCCAGUAGAAAUAGCAGAAGUGAGGAGGGAGGUGGGGGGAGGGUUGGAGGAUGGACAGAAGGGGGCAGGGGCAGGGCCAGGACCAGAGGGUGGAGCCUGUCCCCACACAAAGAGGCAGCGGCCGUGUUCAGAGGCGGAGCCUGAGGCAAAGAGGAGCUGCAGGUUGAACCCACGAGACCUGAACCUGGACCACAGUACAGAUCCCAGCUCAGACCAGGACCUUGAUCCUGAUCCUGACUCUGACUCUGAUCCUGGUCCUGGUCCUGGUCCUGACUCUGACUCUGACUCUGACUCUGAUCUUGGUCCUGGUCCCGGUCCCGGUCCUGGUCCUGGUCCUGGCUCUGAUCCUGGUCCUUUGGUUCCAGGUCCUGGUUUUGUCCUGGUGGUCUCUGACAGUGAGGUGUGCGGGGAGGUCCGACAGGUGCGGCAGUCUCCUGUCUCCGUCUCAGAGUACCUGCAGCUCAGUCUGGAGGAGGCCUUCUUCCUGGUCUACAGUUUGGGCUGUCUGUCUGUCUACCUGCACCAGGAGCCGCUGUCAGUCCUCCAGCUGUGGAGGAAGUUCCGUUCCCUGCGGCCCGACUUCGUCAGCUCGUUCUCAGCCUAUCAGCACUGUCGAAGCAGGGGGUGGAUCCCAAAAGGAGGGGGUGGGGCCAAGUAUGGCGUCGACUUCAUGUUGUACAGGAAGGGACCGCCUUUCUACCACGCCAGUUAUUCGGUGGUAGUUGAACGGGUUGAUGAUGCGUUCAGGGGCUCUGCGUUGCGUCCAUUUUCGUGGCGUUCUCUAGCGGCUCUCAGCAGGAUCACCUCCAACGUCUCCAAGGAGCUGAUGUUGUGUUACAUCAUCUAUCCAGCCGACCAAUCAGAAGCCGAGCUAGACUCACCUGUCUGUCUGAGCAGGCUGAAGGUUCAGGAAGUGAUCGUUAGCAGGUGGGUUUCCUCCAGAGAGCGAGCUGAGCAGGAAGACUUCUGAUUGGCUGACAGGAGACUGGAAACUGAUGAUGUCACAGAGACUCAACCAUUGUCAAUUGAAGAGUCAGAAACAUUCAACCUUUAUUUAAAUGUGAAUCAUUGACAGUGAUGAACGACUAGUUCUGAUGACAUCACACACUUCCUGCAAGACGUGACAUCACAGACUUCCUGCAGGACGACAAGAUUUGGCUUCAUGGGAGACUCUUUAAAUCUGAAUGUUUACAAAGAACGUGUGGACAUGUGGACAGAGGGAAAUGUUUCCGUGUGUUGGGUGAGAAAAUAAAUGUGAAAUUUAAAAGAUAAAAA
Molecule: messenger RNA, 1956 nt
Organism: Epinephelus lanceolatus (giant grouper)
Lineage: Eukaryota; Metazoa; Chordata; Actinopteri; Perciformes; Serranidae
Gene: tsen2
Product: TSEN2 tRNA splicing endonuclease subunit
Biological process (GO): tRNA splicing, via endonucleolytic cleavage and ligation; tRNA-type intron splice site recognition and cleavage
Cellular component (GO): tRNA-intron endonuclease complex; cytoplasm
Molecular function (GO): nucleic acid binding; tRNA-intron lyase activity
Source: RefSeq, a predicted model, not a curated record